Molecule: messenger RNA, 1427 nt
Organism: Pomacea canaliculata
Lineage: Eukaryota; Metazoa; Mollusca; Gastropoda; Architaenioglossa; Ampullariidae
Product: small nuclear ribonucleoprotein Sm D3-like
Exons: 2
Coding region: 154-528 (124 amino acids)
Biological process (GO): RNA processing; spliceosomal snRNP assembly
Cellular component (GO): commitment complex; pICln-Sm protein complex; U1 snRNP
Molecular function (GO): RNA binding
Source: RefSeq, a predicted model, not a curated record
UAACUCUUCUUGCCCGGAAGUGGAAUCCUCGACGUAUUGGCGGCGUUUGCUUUUGUUUGGAAGCCCACUAAAAUAUAUAAAUCGACGAUCAUCUGCUAUAAACAACUGUAUUAAGGACUGAUGUUCUGAAUAUACGGUAGACAUUUUGUUAAAAUGUCUAUCGGUGUGCCUAUUAAGGUGCUGCAUGAAGCAGAAGGUCACAUAGUAACAUGUGAAACCAGUACCGGCGAAGUUUACAGAGGGAAACUGAUUGAGGCAGAAGACAACAUGAACUGUCAGAUGGCUCAAAUAACAGUCACUUACAGGGAUGGUCGUGUUGCACAGCUCGAAAAUGUCUACAUCAGAGGCAGCAAGAUACGAUUUCUCAUACUUCCAGACAUGUUGAAAAAUGCUCCAAUGUUCAAAAAGGUCCAGGGCAAGGGUGGCGGAGCUGGACGAGGAAAGUCUGCUAUCCUCAGAGCGCAAGCUGCAAGAGGUAGAGGGCGUGCUGGUGGUGGUCGUGGGAAUGUGUUCCAGAAGCGCCGUUAAGUGGAAUGUUUUUGCCUUGUAAUGGGAGCAUCAGCAGAGCAAGAUGCUGCACGGACUAAAAGUUCAGCUUGUGCUAUCAGUAUUUUUUUUUAAUGUCCCACCACCAACUUCAAAUGCAUUCUCUCAUCUGUUUGAUUAUUCCUGAAGUUCUUAAUGAAAAGUCAGCACAGAUACAUCAUCAUUUCAAAUGGUCAUUUUAAAACACUGCAUAUCAUUUUAUGAAUGCAUGGUAUUGGGAUUGAUCAAGUUUGGUAUUGUCAUUAUAAAUGUUAUAAAUAGCAUAAAGGGAAUACGAUUGUUCUUUGGCUUCAGACAUUCACAUUUUAUCAGUAAAUUUUUGUAAUAGUUCAUGAUUCAAUGAGAAUUAUUCAUUAAAUAACAGUUCAUUGAAUCUGUUUUUAAACCAACAACUUUGAUUUUAUGUGCUAAAUGAGUGAGAGGAUGGCAGUUUCUAUGAGCCUGGUAAUGCUUUUGAAGUGUUUGUUCUCAUGUAAAUGCAUCUCGGGGAAAGAUGCUUUUUUUGCUCUUUUUCCCCACCUACACAUCCAUCUAACUUUUUUUCUUGACAUGCACACAUGAACAUGAGUGAAAAACAUCUAGUGUUUGCUCUUAUCUGGAUUUUUUAAAUUGAUAUAAGAGCAUUACUUAACAAAAUUUUUAAAAGUGUAAUUCAAAUAAGCGAGCUCCCAAUACGAAAAAUAUAAAUGAUUUGGCAUCAGGCAUCUCGCAUGAUUUUUUUGUUGUUUAAAAAGCUUGGAGGUCUCUUAAAAUGCCACAAGCUAAACACACAACAUGAAAGGUGAUAUUUCAUCAUCAGCAGAUGUCAAUGAGACAGUGUUACGUGCAUGAAGGAUGUCUAACAGUUUUUUGGCAUAAGGAAUAAAGAUAACGAAAACAUU